This is a messenger RNA of Phycodurus eques (leafy seadragon), 2226 nucleotides long. It is a transcript of the gene foxj2, whose product is annotated as forkhead box J2. The coding region runs from base 124 to 1779 and encodes 551 amino acids. Gene Ontology annotation, cellular component: nucleus. Lineage: Eukaryota; Metazoa; Chordata; Actinopteri; Syngnathiformes; Syngnathidae. Gene Ontology annotation, biological process: regulation of transcription by RNA polymerase II. Gene Ontology annotation, molecular function: RNA polymerase II cis-regulatory region sequence-specific DNA binding; DNA-binding transcription factor activity, RNA polymerase II-specific. The transcript is spliced from 10 exons. The record is from RefSeq and is a predicted model, not a curated record.
GGAAGAAAAAAAGGAAGCUUUCCCGAUAGGUCUCGUUGUGUACAAAGUUCCACAAAACUUUUUCCCGACUCGAGCCCUGGAGGGAAUUGCAAUGCUGAGGGGGCAGAUCUGAAGACUCCCAACAUGUCCUCCAACCUGGACUCCAGUCUCACCAGCAUCGACUGGCUGCCCCAACUGGGAGUCAGCAGCCUGCGCUCAAGUAGAGACAGAGGAGCAGAGAGGGAGAAGAGGAGGGACCGAGGAGGGGAGAGGGGGGACUUGUUGGGUUCGGCGCAGGACCCGUCCCUGGCGAACACCAAAGGCAAGCCCCCGCACAGCUAUGCCACCCUCAUCGCCAUGGCCAUCACAGCCGCGCCGGAGAGGAAGUUGAGCCUGAAUGACAUCUACACCUGGAUCAGUGACUCCUUUCCUUACUACAGUCGCACAGGCCGCGGAUGGAAGAACUCCAUUCGGCACAAUCUGUCCCUUAAUAAAUGCUUCAGGAAAGUUCCUCGUCCGUACAACGACCCUGGCAAGGGAUCCUACUGGACAAUGGAUGGCCCUACGGUGUUAAAUCAAGGCAGGGCGCCCAAACGCCCCCAUCCAGAGGAGGAACAGGAAAGGCGUGAUGUUCCACAAAUACUAGCAAGAGGCCACUCUCCUCAUCCAGCUUCCCACAAAGAAGGGGGUGUACCUAUUGAAAAGUCCCUGCAGCAGCCCCCCCGACCUGCCUCCCUCUCUCCUCCCCCAUGCAAGCAACCAUACACACCAGCUCCCGCUCCCCCCAGACCUAAUCCCACUCCCCCUAUCCCCCUUCUCUCUGCUGCCAGUGCCUGUCCAACAUUCCGUGCCCACUCAGGACCGGAAUGUGCUCCGUCUUCCUCUUCUUCCUCUCAUCCCAGCUCCUCGGCUCUCGCUUUUUCUUCCCCUUUUCCUUUACCCGUGACCACCCCUUCCUCAGCGGGGUCAGGACACCCCACGGCAGACCCCCCGCUGCGAUUCACCUUCGACGAGAUGAAUUUACCCGACUUGUACGCGUCCUUUAAGUCUCUCUUCAAGAGUAUGAGGGGGAGAGGAGGCUCACAAACGGAUUCUGCCCCUGUGCCGAUGCCGAGCAAUGACAUCACCCCGCUUCACACCCCGGUUCUCCUGCCCAUGUCUCCUCACCAUGCAGCACCCCCACCCCCAACAGUCGCACCACUUGCACCACCUGCGCCCCCAAGCGACUCAGUGCGGGUUACACAACACACAGUGCCAGCAGACUGGUUCACAAGCACAGACUCGCUGAAGGAGAGCUUCCGCAUCGCCAGCAACAUUGACUGGGCCAACAUUGACCUCUCUGGUCACCCAGACCUGCUGGAGAGCAUGCGCCAAGCCGAGCUUUGUGACUGGGCCCUGGACCCGGCGCUCUUCACUUCCCUGUGUGACUCCCUCAACCGCUUCUUUGCUCAGAAAGGCAUGCUGACCUCGGGGAGUCCCUCUCCGCUGGCCCUAGCCGGGCAUCACCCCUCGCAGGCGCCACCUUUCUCCUUCAACCCGCUCCAUCUCGUCGCCCAUCCCUCGUCCUUCCACUACGGCCCCGCCAACGGUGUGCUGCCACCACGCAGGCCUCUUCAUGCGCAGAGUCACAACCUUCAUCGGACCCCCCACACACAACCUGCCAAUACAGCUGGUAAUGCAUCUUCUGGUGCUGUGCAGCCACACGCUACGCCACCACGACCGCGUCCUCCUUUCAAGAGUCUCCACAGCAAUAGCGAGGAGAUCCAGGAUGACUUUGACUGGGAUUCUCUACUGGUCUGAAUAACAUGACAUCGGCAACCAGAAGAGAAGUGAACUGUUGAACCAACCAAUUUUUCCUCGCCGUUUUCUUAUGAAUCGUCUUUGAAAUUGUCAUGUCAAUUCAUAUGCAUGACUAACUGCUUCUUGCUGCAUGUAUUCUGCAAAUAAUCACUGGUGUGUAUUUUUGUGUUGGAUUUAAAAAGCAAUUUGAUCAAGGAAAAUAAAAUAUACAUUUAUUCUUGUCACAUUAUUGUACUCUGCAGCAGUAAAAAUUGCAAAUAGGAUAAAGACAAAGUACAGCACAAGCAUGAAACCAGCCAAAACCCCACAUCCUGUUUGCUUUUUGUUUUUAAACAUCUUUUUCAUUUUGUCAAAUGUGAAUGUUCACAGGCAACAGCACACGAUCCAAGUAUAAGAUUUUUUUCUUCUUCUCGAUAUAAAAUCUGUAAAUUAAAAGAACAGCAUGGA